AAAAUGGAAAAAUAUCUUUCAGAAGAAAGUAAAGAGUCAGAAAGUGAUGUUUGUCAUGGGAAAAUUGUAGAAAGAAGAUUGGAAUUAAUUGUUACGAUUGAUUCUUUCUUUGAAAAUGGAGAUGUGAAGGAGUCGUUGGAAGAUUAUCUGUCAGAUGUUUGUGAUUUAGAAAAUACCACAACAAAAAUCAUUGAAGAUGCAGUCUAUGAGAGAACCUGCCUAGAUACCUAUAAAACGGAAGAAUGAAUUGAUCUAAAUCAAAUCUCGUUUGAUAUUAGAUCUGAAAUGGAUCAAGAAGAAUUCCUACUAGAAAGAGAUCUUGAGAGCACUAAGAAAGAGUUGACCAAAAUGAGAGAUAAAUUGAUCGUCAACAAACUUGAAAUGAGGCAUUCUGAGAAAUUUGCAUUAACUAAUUCUCUUUUGAUAACUUACAUUCAAGACGAAAUUACCCAAAUACAAGAUGGCAUCAAGGCAUUCAUCCAGCAUUCUCCAGAUCAAUCGCUCAGCUCGAACAAGAAGAGAUCUUUGAUCAAGGCUCAUAAGAGGAGUUUGAUAGAAAAAAUUAACUCAGAGUUUCCUUUCUUGCCAAAAUGAAUUCAAAUUUACUCAUGUGAUAGGCUGCAAAAAGAAGCUCAAAUUUCUAUCGAAAGCUACCUAGGGACAGGUAGUAGCCCCGAUAAUAUCGAGGACUUCACCGAUAACUGGAGAUCAUUCCUAAAAGAUAGGCCACUGGAGUUCUGGGAUCCAUCAAUCACUCAGCAAAAUAAUUCCCAAAUUACUGGGUUUUUUGCCUUCUUUUUAAUCUGCCAAGAUCCAAGAUCUAAGGAAGAAGCUAAGAAGAUUCAAAAAUGUUACCAUGCACUAGUGAACUGGUAUGCUUGAUUAGUCGAAGAACAGGGAGGAGAUGCUUCUGAAAUAUUUGAAAUUGCACAUAAAGAGUUUGAGUCAAGUAAGAGAAGCCAGAGAUACAGAAUGUCUUGAUGGGACUACCAGCAGAAGAUAAAGGAGAUUCGAGAAGACUUACUCAAGAAUACUAGCGACUUCGAACUCUUUUACAUAAUCUGGAAUAUAUCAGUGUAUCUUCUUGGGCUUGUAGAUGACAAAAAUGCUGUGCUUUCUCAAGUGAGCCAAUCCUCUCUGGAUUACUACUUCUCAAAAUUUCUUAGUAGCUUUUAUCCACUAGAUAAGGCCAAAAUUUUAUUCUUGAUGCUUCAAAAGAAGAUGUACAGAACAUUCUUUCAUGAAAAUGAAGAGUUGUUCUCCUCAGAUUGAUACCAAAGCUUCCUGGUUCCUGAAAGCAAGUGAACAGUUGAUUACAUAAAAUUCGUUAACCAUAUGGAAAAAUACCCCGAUCUUCUGGCUCAAUACAGUGCUGAUAUGGCUAAAGAGUGAGAAGUAAAAGGAACAAUUCUUGACAAAAGUUUCUUCAAGCGCAUCUUGAAGGAUUCCAAGAGAAUCAUUAAGGAAAAUGAGAAGGUUAAAGCUCUCUUUGAAUGCCUCACCCCAGAGAAAGUCCACCAUAAGCAUGCACUAAUUACUAUCUCAGGAUUUCUUAGUGAAAUCGAUGACUUCCACGAAUCAUGGGAAGGAAUAAUAGAAGGGUAUCAUAAAUAAAUCAGGAGUCCCUAUCUAUUCCUUUCAAUGGAAGUCCUCAAGCUACAUGGACUUCCCAAAAAGCGUUGUAAAAUCAGGAGUCCAGAAUAUCCCGAAUAUGAUAUUUUCUGGUGUGAAGAAAAGUGUCAGUAUAAUGUACCAAGCAAGUGACAUCAUCACUAAAGCUAGAGGAGUCUUUACCGAAAGUGUUGAGAUGGCCAAGAUUUCAGGAAGAAUCCUGGCUCAUUCACUGAUGGCACAGUUUCCUUUCAAAGACUGUUCGAUCUCACUGAUCGGAUUCUCUCUAGGAACCCAAGUGAUAUACAGCUGCCUCGAAGAACUUGAGAUGUAUAGUUGUGAUUACAUCAUUAAUAACGUGUAUCUUCUUGGAGGAGCAGUCUCAGUAGAAAGUCCAAAGGAAUGGGAGCAAGCUUUAUCAGUAGUUAAUGGUAUCACCCAGAACUGAUACUGAACCAAUGAUUAUAUCUUACAGUUGUAUAGAGCAACAAUGUUUAAGUAUCCCAUUGGACUAGGCCCAAUUUUGGAAUCGGAAGUUGAGGAAAUAAGUCCAGAAAAUUCUGAGCAAGCUCAAGAUAUAUUGAAUGAGGAAACCAGAAGCAUGAGAUUAGAGAAUCAUGAUGUGACUGAUGAGGCAGUAGGGCAUCUCUUAUAUAGGCAGAAUAUUGACAAAAUCCUUGAAAAAAUAAAUUUCAUUGGUUAG
Molecule: messenger RNA, 2314 nt
Organism: Moneuplotes crassus
Lineage: Eukaryota; Ciliophora; Spirotrichea; Euplotida; Euplotidae
Source: the annotation of a GenBank genome assembly